Hypoxylon trugodes is the source of this 2067-nucleotide messenger RNA. RefSeq lists its product as uncharacterized. Gene Ontology annotation, molecular function: 3-beta-hydroxysteroid 3-dehydrogenase (NADP+) activity. The transcript has 2 exons. Bases 447 to 1883 code for a protein of 478 amino acids. The record is from RefSeq and is a predicted model, not a curated record. Gene Ontology annotation, biological process: ergosterol biosynthetic process. Gene Ontology annotation, cellular component: lipid droplet; mitochondrial outer membrane; endoplasmic reticulum membrane. Lineage: Eukaryota; Fungi; Ascomycota; Sordariomycetes; Xylariales; Hypoxylaceae.
UACAUAUUUAAAAGAUGUCAAGUGCUACCAAAAAGAAGGUUCAAAACUUGAAAUUACACAUAAAUCGUAAGAUACGCCUUACCACAUUUGUCUUACGAUCUGGAAAGAUGGAAUCAUUAAAUUAUCCUUGGAAUUACACACGGAAUCACGGAAUCAUGCCGGCAAUCCUAUACUACGCUAGACCCGCCGACCGGUUGAACGAACCCCUCGCUCCACUAUCCGUCAUCUAAGAUCUUUCCCUACCAAAUUUCGCCCAUUCUCACCGCCCCAAUCCAUCUAUUGAAAGUAUAUUUACGGAUAUACUGGUUUUUGAGGCCAGUUUCCGAAGGCUUACCAUUGCGAAUGUGCAUUAAUAUGAGAGGGAUUUGAUGUCUUAUCCCCUCUACGCACAUUUUCCAUCCUUUAAUUAUACCUAUUAGAAAAUAUACUUAACCCUCUAACUGACGAUGGCAUCACCUCCAUGGGCAGGGGCUGCGAGCCACGAACAAUAUUUUGUCCUGCUAACAGGAGCUAAUAGUGGCGUCGGUCUUGGUAUUGGUCAACGAAUAAUCGACGAAUUCCUCGCCUCUCGACCUCUAUCCUCACACCUAAUCCUCAUUCCUACCACCCGCUCAGCUUCCAAGUCUCGCGAUACCAUCCUCUCCCUACGCGCCCAUUUAAAAAAGACGUCGAAAAGCUCUAAACAGCUUCGAGCUCGAGCAGGCCCCGACUACGACCCCCAAAGCGCCAUCUCCCGAGUUCACGUGCUUAGCGUCCAAGUCGACCUAUGCGAUCCCCGUUCGAUAUAUAGCGUCGCGAAGCAAUUGGUACAUGGCAAAGUGAGCGAUCCGACCGGUGUAAUCGAUGACGUGAGAAUACCUCGCAUCGAUGUCGCGCUCUUCAACGCGGGCAUCGGCGGUUGGUCUGGGCUCGAUUGGCUUUGUUUAGCGAAGCAAUUCGUCACAGAAGGGAUCGUACAGAGCUGUACAUUCCCUGCUUUCAAAAUGGCAGCUGUGCCGCGUUCUGAGCUAGACACAAAGAAGCUAUUAGGAAGUUCUAGCAAAUCCGACCCGAAGAACCAACCGCCUAAACUAGCUGAGGUUUUUUGCGCCAACGUCUUCGGGCACUAUAUUCUCGCUCACGAGCUACUGCCACUUCUAAGCCGCUCGGAACCUAGCGAACCAUUGGGUCGAGUUGUUUGGACGAGUAGCGUGGAUGCUACACACGAACAUCUCAAUUUCGAGGACUUCCAGGCACGCUCGGACAAACCGCCGUACGAGAGCAGCAAGCGGAUAACAGACAUAAUGUGUCUAACGGCGGACUUACCCAGCGUACAGAAAGUAUCCACGCCAUAUUUUAGUUCGCCUGCCACCGCCGACAAACCCAUCAAACCCCGAUUCUACCUAUCCCAUCCCGGCGUGGUCUGUACGCCUCUAUUCCCUCUCAACUGGUUCCUCUUCUAUGCCUACUGCCUCGUAAUGUACUUAGCCCGAUGGCUAGGUUCACCCUGGCACGUCGUAGGGUCAUACGCCGGUGCCGGCGCAACAUCCUGGCUCGCGCUCGCGGACCAAGAAACACUCGACUCCCUACACGCCGAGCGCGUCAAAUGGGGUUCCGCCGUUACGCGAAUGGGACAUGUCGCUCCUAAGAAGACCGAGGUCUCAGGCUGGGGUUGGGAAGGCAAGGUCGAAAACCGCGAGACCCUUAAGCGUGACGAUGCCCAAGGCAUCCUGCGCAAAGAAAGGGGCCGCAAGUGGAAUGCCGGAGAUACGACUGAAGACCUCUUAGUUGAAUUCGAGGAAGAAGGACGUAAUUGCUGGUCCCGACUAGAGAAGUUGCGAGAAGCCUGGGAGACCGCUCUCGGAGAACCAGAGGGCGCUGUUGCUAACGGGCAUAGCGCGUAAUAAUGAGGAGGGCUUUAUAUACCCUAAAAGCAAUUCCUUAUCUGGACUGAUAGCAUUGCGAGCGGUUUACGUGCUAGUACAUAUGAUUCAACACGAUGUUCAAAACGAUGAUACCUCGAGCAUAUAAUAUUUAAUAUUUACUUAUAUAUAUUUACACACAUAAUAUCACAAAAUUCGACUAAUA